Molecule: messenger RNA, 411 nt
Organism: Meloidogyne enterolobii
Lineage: Eukaryota; Metazoa; Nematoda; Chromadorea; Rhabditida; Meloidogynidae
Source: the annotation of a GenBank genome assembly
AUGUUAUUUAAGAUUGUAGAUGGAGGUGGAGCUCUAGACGGCUUUCAAAAAAUUUUCGAUCAGAACGGCCCUGGAAGAACUAUCAUAAAAAACUUUUGUACUGCAAACAGCUCUAUAGUUCUUAGAACUUGUGGGGAUUGCGGGCUUCAAUAUACACGUCAUGUGAACGUUAGAAACUCAAAAUUCAUGGGGCCUGGGCUUACAAUAAUUGGAGCAAAUCUUAAAUACGACGACAAAGUAUCCUUUCAUAAUGUUUCUGUCUACGGUUAUAAUAACGAGAAAACUAGAAUGGCUUAUGCAUGCAUAGAAAAUUCAGGAGAGUCGGCGAGUUUUAAAGGGUAUGCACCUGGGCAGCCCGGAAAUGGCCCUACUUGUACAUAUGAUGCAAGUGAGGUAAAAGUGAUAAAUUGA